GGGCAAAGUCGCUUAGCCGCAAGUGAAAAAUGCCUGGGAGACGUCAGCGAUAAGCGAUAUCUCAACCCGAUGAUGGAAAUGGAUUUUGCUGAUAUUUUUCUGUUGUCGCUGUUCCAGCCCUUAGGUUGUGGGGUGGCUUCGGACCCGCUGCUUCUCCACAGAUGGAUGUAGAUAUGCGCCUGAUAGAGGCCCUGGCAGGGCACCACGGGCAUCAUCUCCAAAAUCCAGCUCCUGCGCAGACCGAGUCAAAUAAACUCUCGGAAUUUGCUUCUGCUGUUAGCGAACUAACAAAUAUACUUCGAUCAAAUGGCCAAGUGCCCCAAGGAAGAGAAAAUUCAUCCCACCCGAACGGGCACCUAUCGCAAAGUCAUUCCGACGAGGCUCAGGCAUCCCAGUUCGCAGCUGCUUUGCACCUCGGUGUAAGUGAUCGUGUCCUCUUGCAAUCCCUUAGGCUAGGACAUGAGAGUCUACAAGAACUCUUGGGGUGCAGUCUUAGCGCCGCUAUCUCUAUACAGGAGGGGUUGCAGAACAAAGACGGAACUCAAAACAAUCCUCACCUCCCGGUAUCUGAGAGCUCGGGUAUUGGCAGAGACUCCCACAAUGAGGAGGAGUCGGCUGAGGCGCAACGGAUCAUGGUAGAGCUUUCUCAGCCGGCAACCAGAGCCAACUCCCCACCACCUUCGGCCCAUGGCCCAGGCUCAUUCUCCGAACAUUCGGGAACCUCACCAGCCAGCCACCCCAAUGGCCUAGCUAGGGAGGACAGUCAGUCUAUAAGCCCAGCGCCGUACAGGAGCAACUCUCAGGUCCUUGAGAUGAGCCCAGCAAUGGAUGCUCAGACUCCUCAAUGGUCAGCCCGAAACAGCACGGGGCGGCUUCCAAAUUUGGUCGGCAGCAAUUCGAGGGCGAGGCAAGAUGGUGCUUUUGAAGACCCAGUAAAAGCUGCAGAGCGAGAGCGCGUUCGAGGCGAGAAUAGGGUGAGGAAGAAGCGAUGGAGAGAGUCUAAUCAAGAUCGAAGUGAGUGUGUUCCUCCACUAGGAUUUCCAAGUCUAUUCAUAUCGACUUUAUUCAAACACUUUCCCUUUGCCUCCCCUCCCUCUCUAUCCGAGCUAUUAUACUUGAUACUCCCCAGAGUUUGUCCAAAACAAUAUUUGUCCCUUUAUGGCUAAUGCUCGUCCUAAUAGACAAGGACAAUGACCUGCGGUGCCGUGUAACCAAGAGAGGGAACAAGAUUUGGGGGCUGGAAGACUGUGAAGAGAAGAGAUUAUGGAUGAAGCACGAGUUCUUCCGACGUCGUUCAAAGCGUGAGGCCAAGGAAAGAGCACGGGCUGCAGACGAGACUGGACCGAAUACGGGUGCCGGCUCCUCCAGUGUUUUUCAAGCCUACAAUUCAAGCCCGGCUCCUCCCAUGUCGGCCGCCAAUACAAAUCCAAUUUUUGGCAAUUUCCAAACACCCCCUUUGGACAGCCAAGCAGACCAGACCCGCGUGGCCCUACAGGAUCUUGUAUCCCUCCUGCAUUCCCCUAACGCCACACAGAAUCUAGAAGCAGCGAAACCCCAAGCCGUUCAAACCGCCUCUCGUAGCAAUAGUCAAGGCCAGCCAGGCAACGAUCUUUGUAGUCAACAGAUGGAACCCCAUCAACCAAUGGAGAUACAAAACACUGCCUCGUGCACCAGCAGCGAUCGUGACAACGGGAAUCCAUCCGGUUUAGAAGAGAUUGUGUGGCCUACACAUGAGGAAUCUUCCCCCGUCUACCAUAACUCUUCGCAGAUCAAAGAUAUAGUGGCUGCUCUGCGUGUGAGAUUUAAUGCCCCCCCAGGUGCGCUGGCCGGCGGCGAACCACAGAAACCGCUGGAAUCUCCCAUGCCUCGGUGGCCAGGCCCUGGUACAGAUGAAGAUAGAUUCCUUGAGACAGUUGAAGUUAAAACCGAGCUAUCCGAGGUACCUCCGGAUACCCUACAAUCCACUGAACAGGCCGAAAGUCAAUUUCAGGCCCAACAACUCGGAAAUGCUGCCCAUAUGGCCCAGCAACAGGGGAUCGAAGGUGCUAUUGAGAAGCUCUCGGAUGCCGAUAUCGAUGCCCUAUUCCCCACAAAUGCGGAUGGGGAACCUGAUCUGGACGAUGAGAUUCUUGAGAGACUAGUUGCCGAGAGUGGACUUUGCAUGGACGAAUUGCUGUCCAGGACAAUGGAACCGGAAGCCCCCGCCAUUUUGGUAUCAUCUCAACCAAGCGUAGCACAGAGCGAACAUAGAAACACCGGAGACCUUGUGGGCGAUGAUUCCGAAGAAUCGAUGUCGCUAGAGCAGAUCAAUGCACUUCUUGAAGACUUGACGGAAAGCAUGGAUCUCGACGAAUCCAUUGACACUAGCCCUCCUCACUCCAGGGAUAUAGUCUCUCACGAUCAAGCCACCGUGGACCCCACGCUGGAUACCAUCGCAACACUCACCAGCAAUUGGCGUAACCACCAAUAUCCUUCAACCUCGUCAGCAAACACGAUCUCCCGCGGAACAAUGCGAUGCUCGCCAGACAAUUCCUCCCCUCUAUCCAGACGGGUCCGCAAGCCGCCGCCCCAGAACCCCAUCGCUCUUACUCAGCAAAUCCAAGCGAUCCUCCAAUCUUCAGACCACAGCCAACCUAUUUCACGCCAUCAAGUCAACUCCUCCUACGCUGCCAGCUUCGGCCAUAGCGAAAAUAUGAACAAGCGCUUGAUGAAGCCGCCCCCAUACCGCCCGACCUCCAAGCCACCAUCUGUUGGUAUCACUACUGGCCCCGGAGCCGCGGCGACGAGUCAUGCAAAGUCGAAUGAGCACGAGAAGAAGAUCAAGUCCAUGGGGUUCCCGCCUCUAAUGGCCGGGAUGAAGCCAAAAUAAUCUGUACUUUCACCCCCCUAUUCCACCCUCUCAUCCAAUUCUAUAAAUGUCUAGGUAUCACCACACCCUCCUAGACAAGUCAUUUUCCACAUGCUCUCCCCCAGUUUUUAGUUUUUUUCUUCCCCAAGUGCUACGCUAUCACUGGUGCCCGCUUCGCUUUAUUCGUCUGGUAUUUGAUGCUAUUCCGUUCUGUUAUCCCUAUCCCUAUUUUGCUCAACUUCAUUUGUUCGCGUUAGAUUCUACGCAAAAAAAACCACCCCAUGUUAAUGCUCACUUGCUUUUCCAUUCCGUAUCAUGUCAUGUCAUUCAUCCAUAAGUGUGUAGAUAAAAGUUUACCUGUUUAAUUGUUUCUUUCUUUUCUUCAUAUUUCCCCUAUAUUCUUCCUUUAUAUUCAUUCCCCUCCACUCGGUGUACGGCUCACUCCACCAGCCCUCCCGAUCACGAAAAAUGUCGUAGCUAGGACCUUCCCGUCAAUGCUAAAAUUCUUGUAUUUUCCUUUUUUUUUUUUUACUUUGUGUUUUCCUUUUUCGGUCUAGGUUUUGGCGCUGGGGGAAAAAAAAAAAGGCUUGGUGGGAGGUCUUUUUCUUUCUUUCUUUACUUGAUUUUCCCCUUUUCUUUUUACGGUGCUUGUCUGGGAAUUCCGGUACGGUAUGCAUGCCAUGCGGCACGACUUCACGAGGUUAUGAUAUGUAAUUUAAAGUACGCAGGGAUGGAAAUUUAUUCCCAGUUGCUUGGG
Molecule: messenger RNA, 3605 nt
Organism: Tuber aestivum (summer truffle)
Lineage: Eukaryota; Fungi; Ascomycota; Pezizomycetes; Pezizales; Tuberaceae
Source: the annotation of a GenBank genome assembly